Chelmon rostratus (copperband butterflyfish) is the source of this 1551-nucleotide messenger RNA. Its product is annotated as alanine--glyoxylate aminotransferase 2, mitochondrial-like. Gene Ontology annotation, biological process: glyoxylate catabolic process. Bases 1 to 1551 code for a protein of 516 amino acids. Gene Ontology annotation, molecular function: L-alanine:glyoxylate transaminase activity; pyridoxal phosphate binding. Lineage: Eukaryota; Metazoa; Chordata; Actinopteri; Chaetodontiformes; Chaetodontidae. Gene Ontology annotation, cellular component: mitochondrion. The transcript is spliced from 14 exons. The record is from RefSeq and is a predicted model, not a curated record.
AUGUAUAAAGUUGGUUCCUGUCUAAGUGGCCGCUAUGCGGGUCUCAUGGGACAGUUCUGCUGUUCACCUGGUUUGGCCAAAUUUCACCUGGGAAGUGGUGCAGCAUGUCAGAAAUCAGCCUUCAAAUACCCCCCCGCAGACCUCCCAGAGAUGCCCAAAUGCAAUUACAAACAGGAGGAGUACAAGGGUAUGUCCAAAGAGCGGAUCAUGGAGAUCCGCAGGCAGAAUUGCAACCCAAUGACCAUGAAGAUUACCUACUAUAAGAAACCAGUGUUCAUCCACCAGGGAUACAUGCAGUGGCUAUGGGAUGUCGAUGGGAGGCGAUAUCUGGAUCUAUUUGCUGGUGUGGCGACUGUCAUUGUGGGCCACUGCCACCCGAAGGUGACAGCAGCUGCAGAGAGGCAAUUAAGGAAACUGUGGCAUACUACAAACAUCUACGUCCAUCCAUCUCUCCAUGAGUAUUGUGAGAAACUGGCCUCCUCCUUACCAGAUCCUCUUAAGGUGGUAUAUCUGACCAACAGCGGCACAGAAGCCAAUGACCUGGCUAUGCUGAUGGCUCGACUUCACACCGGCAACUUUGACAUCAUCACUUUGACAGGGUCGUACCACGGUGGCAGCCAACAGACCAUGGGUCUUACUUCCAACUCACCAUAUAAAUACCCCAUUGCCACUAGUUCAGGCUGCACACAUACCAUGUGUCCCGAUGUGUUCAGAGGCCCGUGGGGAGGAAGCCACUGCAGGGACUCUCCUGUGCAGACCAUCAGAGAAUGUAGCUGUGCCCAAGGUCAUUGCAUGGCAAAUGAAAAAUAUAUUGGACAGCUGAAAGAGAUAUUUGCUACGAGUGUCCCAAGUAGAAUUGCUGGUUUCUUUGGAGAACCAAUUCAGGGAAUGGGAGGAGCAGUGCAGUAUCCUAAAAACUACUUCAAGGACGCCUACAAACUUGUGAGAGAGAGAGGAGGGAUCUGCAUUGCUGAUGAGGUCCAGACUGGAUUUGGGCGGACGGGAACCCACUUCUGGGGUUUCCAAGGCUACGGUGUUAUUCCUGAUGUGGUUACAAUGGCAAAGGGCAUUGGUAAUGGAUUCCCAAUAGGAGCUGUUGUGACAACACCAGAAAUCGCGGCCUCUUUUGGUAAGGCCUUGCACUUCAACACCUUCGGAGGAAGUCCGAUUGCUUCUGCCAUUGCUUCAUCAGUGCUUGAUACUAUCAAAGAAGACGGCAUACAGCAGAACGGUCUUAAUGUGGGCACCUAUAUGAUGACAGAACUGGCAAAACUCAGAGACAAGUACGAGAUCAUCGGCGAUGUCCGUGGAAAAGGCCUGCAGAUCGGUGUGGAAAUGGUCAAAGACAAGGCCAGCAGGGACCCGCUGGCUCCUGAGGCAAUGAGUGAGAUCUUUGAGGACAUUAAGGACAUGGGAGUCCUGAUAGGAAAAGGAGGAGUCUACGGACAGACCUUCCGCAUCCAACCGCCCAUGUGCAUCACAAAGGAGGAUGCAGAUUUCUUCCUGGCAGUUUUUGACAAGGCCAUCCACAGCCACAUGGACAGAAAAUGA